CCACCAAAACAUCUAAAAUGGGGAAGCAGAACAGCAAACUCCGCCCAGAGGUGAUGCAGGAUCUGCUGGAGAGCACGGACUUCACCGAAGCUGAGAUCCAGGAGUGGUAUAAGGGCUUCCUGAGAGACUGCCCCAGCGGGAACCUCUCCAUGGAGGAGUUUAAGAAGAUCUACGGUAACUUCUUCCCCUACGGAGACGCCUCCAAGUUCGCAGAGCACGUCUUCCGCACCUUCGACGCCAACGGGGACGGGACGAUAGACUUCCGGGAGUUCAUCAUCGCUCUGAGCGUCACGUCGCGGGGCAAGCUGGAGCAGAAACUGAAGUGGGCCUUCAGCAUGUACGACCUGGACGGGAACGGAUACAUCAGCAAGUCUGAGAUGCUGGAGAUUGUACAGGCGAUCUACAAGAUGGUUUCCUCUGUCAUGAAAAUGCCGGAGGAUGAGUCGACACCUGAGAAACGCACAGACAAGAUCUUCAGGCAGAUGGACACAAAUCGUGAUGGUAAACUGUCUCUGGAUGAGUUUGUUGAGGGAGCAAAGAACGAUCCGUCUAUCGUGCGGCUGCUGCAGUGUGAUCCCAGCAGCGUAGGGCAGUAGAAGAACCUACUGUCU
Salvelinus namaycush (lake trout) is the source of this 611-nucleotide messenger RNA. RefSeq names its product neurocalcin-delta A. The record is from RefSeq and is a predicted model, not a curated record. Gene Ontology annotation, biological process: calcium-mediated signaling. Bases 18 to 596 code for a protein of 192 amino acids. The transcript has 3 exons. Gene Ontology annotation, molecular function: actin binding; tubulin binding; calcium ion binding. Lineage: Eukaryota; Metazoa; Chordata; Actinopteri; Salmoniformes; Salmonidae. Gene Ontology annotation, cellular component: cytosol.